Molecule: messenger RNA, 1534 nt
Organism: Carassius carassius (crucian carp)
Lineage: Eukaryota; Metazoa; Chordata; Actinopteri; Cypriniformes; Cyprinidae
Product: homeobox protein cut-like 2
Exons: 6
Coding region: 365-1534 (389 amino acids)
Biological process (GO): regulation of DNA-templated transcription
Molecular function (GO): DNA binding; DNA-binding transcription factor activity, RNA polymerase II-specific
Source: RefSeq, a predicted model, not a curated record
UCAUUGAUCAGAUCUUGUGAUCCAGACGGAAACGCCAAAGUUUCAUCACUCCAUUGGGAAAGAAGAAGCACUGAAUGAAUCGUCUUCUUCAUCACCCUCAUCUCCAAGCCUCCAGAGCUUCAUUAUAGAAGAGACAGACUCCUGUGGAGAUGUGGGUUGUGAUGUGGAGUCUGAGGAUGGAGAUGAGCUCGACACGGCUGGAUUAGCUCAGCAGGUCAAAGGGGCUCUUCAGCGGCUGAACAUCGGCCAGCGGGUGUUCGGUCACUAUGUGCUCGGUCUCUCUCAGGGAACCGUCAGUGAUAUACUGGCCCGACCCAAACCCUGGAGCAAACUGACCAGCAGAGGAAGAGAACCCUUCCUGAGAAUGAAGCACUUCCUGUCAGACCAGCACAGCAUCCGAACACUCAGCGACAUCCAGGAGAGACUGAGAGGUGUCUUCGUCCCAUGGGUUGGUCCUGCAGACGUGAGCUCAGACGACGUGAUCAGGAACAUCCUGCAGCAGGCCAAACACGAGAUGCAUACGACGAACGGCUCGAGUGAAGCACCGCUCCAGGAAGAAGAAGAAGAGGAUGAUGGGGCACUGGAGCCCAGCGUUCAGUCUCCGGCUGAUUUUGUCCAAAGCAUCAUCCAGAAAGUCAAAUGUGAACUGGAUGAAGAUACUGACCCCUCCGUUUCUCCGUCCUCCGUGAGCCGCUCGUUCCAGACACUUCCUGUGGAUCCGGAUCAGAGAACUCAGGUCUUUAACGGAUCAAAGGUGAAGACGGAGACGCGUCAGAGACCUCGCUCCUGUCCCAUCAGCAGCAGCUGUGAGCUUCAGUCUCUGGAACUGGACACCUUCAGCAUCACGCAGAGGGUCAAAGAAGCUCUCACCGUCAACAACAUAGGUCAGCGAGUGUUCGGCGAAGAGGUUUUGGGUUUAACACAAAGCUCUGUGUCUGAACUGCUGUCGCACCCCAAACCCUGGACUAAACUCAGUCUGAAGGGGAAGGAGAACUUCAUUCGGAUGCAUCUGUGGCUCCAAGACCCUCAAAACAUUCAGAAGCUCAACGCUAUGAAGAAGAUGGACCAGAGAGCUCGUCUCAAACGUGCUCUGAUUGGAUCAGACUGUGAAUCACACAGGACGUUAGAUGCCAGAGGACGCUGGUUUUGUGAUCAUUGGGGACGGUGUGAGGUGAUGAAGAGGCCGCGUGUCAUCUUUAGUGCUCAGGAGAGAGAAGCACUGAUAGCGGUGUAUCAGACAGAGCCGUAUCCGUCUCCACACACCAUCGAGAGACUCGCAGCACAGCUAGGACUGCACUCCAGCACUGUCAGCAACUGGUUCUACAACUACAGGUCCAGAAGCAGACGAGAUGGCUUUUCAGAACCGGUGCAAACCGGAACAUUUCAGAAUCCGGUCAGUUCUGGUCCGGUUUCAGCCAGUUCAGUCCGAAUCAAACCGGAGCCCAGUGACAGACAGAUGGAGGAGGACACAGAUCUGCAGAGAGAAGAGCACGAUCACGUCUUCACCAGCGUGAAGAGAGAGAAAGAGCUGUGA